Molecule: messenger RNA, 1296 nt
Organism: Nematolebias whitei (Rio pearlfish)
Lineage: Eukaryota; Metazoa; Chordata; Actinopteri; Cyprinodontiformes; Rivulidae
Product: copine-9
Exons: 16
Coding region: 1-1296 (431 amino acids)
Biological process (GO): cellular response to calcium ion
Cellular component (GO): plasma membrane
Molecular function (GO): calcium-dependent phospholipid binding
Source: RefSeq, a predicted model, not a curated record
AUGGUGUCUGUCGGGGCAGCAACCAUCCUGCUGGUGGACACCAGUGGUGAUGGAGGCGUCAAGCUAAAGAAGGAGGCCUUCAGGACUUGGCUGUUCUGGAAUACUCCUGACGCAUCUGGCAGGCACAGGGUGGCCAGAAGGACUGCUGCUUUGUGUAAGAAGCACUUUGAGUAUCUCCUUAAUCCACCUACCAUGUCCACCUUUGAGGACCGAGAGUCUGAAGACGAGUCCAUUACCAUGACAGAAGUCACUAAGGCAGUCAAAAAGCUCCACAUGGUUGUGUUAUACGUGCAAGCUGUGGGAACCAAAGAGUGGAGAGAGUUUGGCAGGACAGAGGUCAUCGAUAACACUCGGAAUCCAGACUUUGUAAGGAAAUUUGUCCUGGACUUCUUCUUUGAAGAGAAACAAAAUUUAAGGUUUGACGUGUACAAUGUGGACUCUCGAAGCUGUAACAUAUCCAAACACGUACGUAAAGACUUUCUGGGCCAAACCUUCUGUACGCUUGGGGAAAUAAUCGGCUCGACAGGAGGACGGCUGGAGAGGACCUUAUCUGGGAUUCCGGGGAAGAAGUGUGGACUCAUAAUCUUGACUGCUGAGGAGCUCAGUAACUGCAGGGAUAUUGCUACAAUGCAGUUGUGUGCCAACAAGCUGGAUAAGAAAGACUUCUUUGGAAAGUCUGACCCCUUCCUGGUUUUCUACCGGAGUAAUGAAGACGGAACGUUUACCAUCUGCCACAAGACAGAGGUGAUCAAGAACACGUUGAACCCAGUGUGGCAGCCCUUCACCAUCCCUGUUAGAGCGCUCUGCAAUGGGGAUUAUGACAGGACAGUGAAAAUAGACGUCUAUGAUUGGGAUCGAGAUGGAAGCCACGACUUUAUUGGAGAGUUCACCACCAGCUACAGAGAGCUGUCUCGAGGGCAGAAUCAGUUUAACGUCUAUGAGGUUUUAAAUCCCAAGAAGAAAGGCAAAAAGAAGAAAUACAUCAAUUCUGGGACUGUAACUCUGCUGUCCUUCAAAGUGGAGUCGGAGUAUACCUUCGUGGAUUUCAUCCGAGGAGGGACUCAACUGAAUUUCACAGUGGCUAUCGACUACACAGCAUCAAAUGGUAACCCGUCCCAGCCCACUUCUCUCCACUAUAUGAGCCCUUACCAGAUGAAUGCUUAUGCCAUGGCCCUGAAAGCAGUGGGAGAGAUAAUCCAGGACUACGACAGUGACAAGCUCUUUCCUGCCUACGGCUUCGGAGCUAAGCUGCCCCCCGAUGGCAAAAUCUCCCACGCGUUUCCCCUGGAUGAGUAG